Sabethes cyaneus is the source of this 2472-nucleotide messenger RNA. RefSeq names its product solute carrier organic anion transporter family member 74D (gene Oatp33Ea). The transcript has 7 exons. Bases 1 to 2472 code for a protein of 823 amino acids. Gene Ontology annotation, molecular function: protein binding. Gene Ontology annotation, cellular component: membrane. Gene Ontology annotation, biological process: sodium-independent organic anion transport; transmembrane transport. The record is from RefSeq and is a predicted model, not a curated record. NCBI's taxonomy places the organism in Eukaryota, Metazoa, Arthropoda, Insecta, Diptera, Culicidae.
AUGAGAUCCAGCUAUCUGUGUGGAUUAUCGUCCUGGCAUCCAUCGUGGCUCCAGCGGUACGCCACGUCAAGGACCUUCAUCAUGGUGUAUGGACUGCUGGGAACGACUCAAGCAAUGGCCUACAUAUACUUCGUGAUCACAUUGACCACGCUCGAGAAGCGCUUCAAGAUUCCCUCAUCUACCACAGGAAUCAUCCUCAGCGGUAAUGAAAUAUCGCAGAUCCUGCUUUCGCUAAUCCUGUCGUACGUUGGUGGACAUCGCAACAGACCCCGAUGGAUAGCAUGGGGCGUCGUGUUUUGCGCGCUCUCAUGCUUUAUCCUGGCCUCACCCCACUUCAUCUACGGAGCAGGUGAAUCUGCGCUUCAGCUCACUAAGGAAUUCAUUAACGAUCAGGAAGCAGAAGCACUUUUAAAAAGUCACAACCUCACGACUAUAGUAAAAAGUACAAAUCGUCUCUGUUUAAGUGCCUUUACACCAAAAGAGUGUCAUGAUAUUAUCUCGGUUGUUCCACUGAUACUAAUUUUUAUGUCCCAGUUCGUGCUGGGAAUCGGCAACACUCUCUACUAUUCGCUUGGUCAAACAUAUCUGGAUGAUAAUACCAAGAAAACCAACACGCCACUAAUGCUAGCUUAUGCUUCAUCGCUACGAACAUUUGGGCCGGUCGUUGGAUUUGCACUAGGUUAUUUCGCGCUUAAGAUCUAUAUUGAUCCUUCUAAAACGCCCGUCAUCGACAGUUCCGAUCCCCGUUGGCUGGGUGCAUGGUGGCUAGGAUGGAUUAUUCUAGGUGCAGCAAUGUUGGUCUUUGCAGCUCUAAUUGGACUGUUCCCGAAGGAAUUGCCCAAGAACAAACCAACGGAAAUUAAACGACCAAAAUCUAAUAUGCCUGUUGUAUUGAUGAAUGAUGCGGAAGCGUUCGGUAGAGAAAAGAAUCCUUUGAGUAGAGCAAAAGACCAUACCAAUCAUACCAUACCCAAUGGCACAGAUGAAGUGGUUGCACCUCUGGUGGAAUUCCCGCAAUUGAAAGAUUUUCCCAAGGCACUGAUGCGGCUUCUCAAAAAUAAACUGUUGAUGUUUAACAUAAUCUCUGGUAUAUUUUACAUUCUUGGCUCUAGUGGUUACAUUACAUUCCUCAGCAAGUACAUUGAGGUUCAGUUUCAUAAAUCUACGGCUAACGCGACAGUGAUCACCGGUCCGAUUACCCUCUUCGGAAUGGUUGCAGGAUUUUUAAUCUCAGGCAUCGUUAUCUCAAAGAAGAAACCAUCGCCGAAAAUACUUUUGUUUUGGAACGUGAUUGUCGGAAUUGGUUACAUGUGUGGUCAGUUUUCUUACCUGUUCCUAACCUGUCCGGAUGGCAAUAUGCCUCUUGUUCAAGGCCGACUAAAUCUAUCAACUGCAUGCAAUAGUCACUGUCAUUGUGAUGGCAUUCCAUACAGCCCUAUCUGCCAGGAAGAGACGGGAAUCACCUUCUUCUCGGCAUGCCACGCCGGUUGUGAUAUGUGGAAUGCUACUGGAAAAUUCUACGACCAAUGCACAUGUCAAAACGAAAACUAUUCAUCUGUUAAAGCACCCUGGGAAACGUCAUUCCGGUACUCUGAACCACCAACAACAAAGCAGCCUUCAUCCCCAAGUCACUACGUAACAAACAGUAUUACAACUUCUACUAGCGCUACCACUACUACUAACACGACCACUAGCUCGACUGAAGAUCCGGAAUAUGAAGAUUUUCCAAAGUUCAAAUCAUUGCUACCACAGGAGAAUGUCACAAACCUAGAAAUCAAAUCAGCAAACGACACGUCGGAAGACGAUUCUUACAUUUACGAUGAAAAUGUGCAGGACUACUUGGAUCGGUUAUUAAACGGCGAAGGAGAUUUCAAUGCUACAUCAAGUGAAGAACACGACCCAUCGAGGCAACGACGAGAACUAACGGAUACCACCACCAUUAGCAGCAGCAGUGGUAAAAGCACGCUCAGUACAACAUCCUACCAGGACGAAGAAGUUUUCAGUGCAAGGCUCAUACCCGGUGCUUGCUUGAAAGGAUGCGCCUAUGGAUUCUAUCUAUUUUCCAUCAUAUCCAGUAUUAUCAACUGCUUCGGUGCUUCCGGCCGUAUCGGAAAUUUACUGGUUAAUUACAGAUGUGUUGCCAAAGAAGACAAGUCUUUUACGCAAGGCCUUAUUCUGAUGAUGAUCAGUUUGUUCGCACUCAUUCCUGGGCCGAUUAUCUACGGAAGAAUAAUAGACAGCACGUGUCUGGUGUGGACGGAAGAGUGUGGCACACGAGGAAACUGUCAACUGUACGAUCAACGGCUAUUUCGGUAUUAUAUCAACUUUACGGCACUAGCUCUUACGACGGUGGGAGUACUAUUCGACGUUUUGGUAUGGUGGUACGGAAGAUCGUUGGACCUGUACGGUGAGCGGGAAGCGGAAGAGAAGAAAACGGUCGCCAAAGUUCCGCCCAAGAGUGCCUUUUCGUGA